GGAAAAACACACCCUCGGAAACAGGGUACCCACGUAUCCUGGAAUUUUAGACUUCAAAACUCUGACACCAACUCCACAAACCAAGCCUUGGCUUAGAUCCCAUGAAACUAGCCAUUGACAUGAAGCCACGAUGCUGCGUAGCGUGCAACAUUGUCGAAAGCAACCUCUUGCUAUUCUGGCUGACUAACCAACUUUAACUUCCUUGUUUGUUCCAAUCAAAGUAUUUUAAAGAGUUUGGGUUCUUUGACUUAUCUGUUGAUUUUAGUAUAUUCAACGUUAUGAUUGUCAUUAAUUAAUUAAAAUAAAUAUCUUGCUUGAUUUGAAUAUUCUCUUUUGGGGUAAUUCCUGACGAGUCCCUGAAUGGCCUUUUUGUUUCAACGAGGCAAGUGGGUGGUGGUCCAGAUCCGCCAUAGAAGCUGGAAACACAGUUUUCCAGGAUUUUAGCGGGUUGUCUUCAUUGUUUUAUGGGCUCAAAUCGAAGCCAUUCAAGAUUUUCUGCUGCCCUCCGACCGAAGCCUUUGUUUCAGAAAAAUCUUCAAGCCAUGAAAGCAAGAAGGGUUGUCGGUGUUUCUCUUUCUCUCCUCCUCAUCAACUUGGCUGCCAUUAUGGAGCGUGCUGAUGAAAAUCUCCUUCCAUCUGUAUACAAAGAAGUUAGUGAAGCUUUCAAUGCUGGGCCAUCUGAUCUUGGGUAUCUCACCUUCAUAAGGAAUUUUGUGCAGGGAUUGGCAUCUCCCUUGGCAGGUGUACUUGUAAUUAACUAUGACCGCCCUACAGUUCUUGCAAUAGGCACUUUGUGCUGGGCAUUAUCAACUGCUGCAGUGGGUGCAAGCCAGCAAUUUCUGCAGGUUGCACUCUGGAGAGCUGUUAAUGGCUUUGGACUGGCAAUUGUAAUACCAGCACUUCAGUCUUUCAUUGCUGAUAGUUACAUGGAUGGUGUGAGAGGGGCUGGAUUUGGGUUGCUAAGCUUUGUUGGUACCUUGGGUGGUAUCGGGGGUGGUGUUGUUGCAACGAUAAUGGCCGGUCAGCAGUUCUGGGGUAUGCCUGGAUGGCGUUGUGCCUUCAUUCUGAUGGCAACUUUAAGUUCAUUGAUUGGGUUCCUUGUGUUCCUAUUUGUCGUUGAUCCAAGGAAAACAGUUGGUGUCAAUCAUGAUGCUGGUAAUAAUUUUGAUAGGGAUGAGUUGAUAGAGAAGGGGAAUGCUGGUGCUUCAUCUGUCUGGUUUGAGUCUUGGAUGGCCACAAAAGCUGUUAUAAAAGUUCCAACAUUUCAGAUAAUCGUCUUGCAGGGAAUUGUUGGUUCACUACCAUGGACUGCCAUGGUAUUCUUUACCAUGUGGUUUGAACUAAUUGGUUUUGAUCAUAAUUCUACAGCAGCACUGCUAAGUCUUUUUGCCAUCGGAUGUGCAAUGGGAUCCUUUCUCGGCGGGUUAAUAGCAGAUAGAAUGUCACAAAUCUACCCUCAUUCUGGCCGUAUCAUGUGUGCGCAGUUCAGCGCCUUCAUGGGCAUCCCAUUCUCAUGGUUCCUUCUGAAAGUGAUCCCACAAUCAGUAAGCAGCUAUUACACCUUCGCUGUCACCCUCUUUCUGAUGGGCUUAACCAUCAGUUGGAAUGCAACGGCUGCAAAUGGUCCAAUGUUUGCCGAAGUUGUCCCUGCUAAACAUCGGACCAUGAUCUAUGCAUUUGAUCGUGCAUUCGAAGGAUCGUUUUCUUCAUUUGCUGCUCCCUUGGUGGGUAUCCUGUCGGAGCAAAUGUUUGGUUAUGAUUCGAAAUCUAUUGAUCCGAUCAAUGGGUCUCCGCGCGAGGCAUUUGCGCUGUCUAGAGGGCUUCUAGCGAUGAUGGUAAUUCCCUUCGGUUUGUGCUCUUUGUUUUACACGCCUCUGUACAAAAUUUUUAGGCGAGACCGUGACAAUGUUAGAUUAGCCAAUUUGAAAGAGGAAGAGAUGAUUUAAGUUUGAGUUUCA
Molecule: messenger RNA, 1958 nt
Organism: Theobroma umbraticum
Lineage: Eukaryota; Viridiplantae; Streptophyta; Magnoliopsida; Malvales; Malvaceae
Product: Major facilitator superfamily protein
Biological process (GO): transmembrane transport
Cellular component (GO): membrane
Molecular function (GO): transmembrane transporter activity
Source: RefSeq, a predicted model, not a curated record